CGAUGACUUUGGUUGCACUUUCAUCGUGAACCCGGAUUGAGUACACAGAGUGGGAAAGUGCAAUCCAUUAAAAGUCAAAGAGGGUACAAGCAAAGGACGCAAAACAAAAACCAAAUCGGACCUUAGCCUUUCCAAUCCUGGUCUCAAAUACGCCCACGAUCAACUCUGCCAUCUACUUUCACUAGCACAUCUUAGCACAAGCAAUAUCAUACCAACCCUCCUCUCGCAUCGGGGUUCAUACCCAUUUCAUCAUCAUGUCAUACCCUAACGAUCAAGCUCAAAUGAAUGCAAAUUCGUCCGGCAUGCAUUCACACUCUUACUCAUAUUCCCAUCACGCCAAUCAAUCAAUCAAUUCCGGAAAAGGAUCAAUGUCUUCCGCCAUGAUGCACAACAAUCCAUCAAACACUUCAACCGGAGGAACAAUUGGAGGAGUAUAUUCUAUCGGAUCAUCUUCCAUACAAGAAAAGUCUGCUUAUGCUACCGGCCAAAGACAGAGCUUGAGCUCUUUGGUAGUCGAUGGAGGUAGCAGCUUGAAUGGUGCGGGAGCAGUCGGGGCAGGAGCAAGCAUCGCUACCGGCAAUACGGGAACAUCAUUUCAAACUGGAAACAACACAAGCCAAACUUUAAUUGCUAGCAUAGUCGAAAGGCUAGACAAACGGCUUCCUCAUUUAACGGGAGAAACUCUUGUUGCAAUGGAGCGUGAUGAAUUGAUACGUUCAAGUGUGGCCAAUCUGGUAAGCCAUAGCCGAUUUCAAAUCUCAAUCGUCUUGCGUGAGAUUCUACAAAGACUUGAAUCGCUCAACAAAACAUCACAGACCAUCGCAGAUGACAGGCUAGGCUUGCAAUUGAUGCAAUCACAAUUGUUCAUGUUGGAAGUUCUUGUAUCGUGUCUCAUACGGUCAUGGAAAGCGUCUAUUCAAGAAGAUCCCACUCAGAAAGCAAACUUCGGCGAAAAUGAAGCUGAUCCGAUUCGACGCGGCUGGAAAGAUCCCCCGCCUUUGGAUGACGCUUUGGCGAAACAGGUUAUGGCAGUGAUGACAUUUUAUCUACGGCAGAUGUCCAUUCGCGAAGAUCUCAGUACUACUGUACAUUCGACAGAAGGAAGAGGAGCAGCUGCGCUCGAGAAAUUGAAGGGUAAAGAAGAUGAUACCGAAGGGUCAGUGGAAUCUACAUUGCUCCUCAAUCUAUGUCUUUCACAUGGGACAGGCUUGUUUGUCCUUCAUCCUUCCUUUCCUGCCGAACGACCUCCGUUCGAGAUCGAUGAGAAGAGCGACAAUACCCAGUUGCCCUCCUUCAUUCCCAAUGCAUCUCAAAGUGUCAUUUCGCCCCAAUUUGUCAACGAAGUUGAUCAAUCGGAGAAUGCGUCGCUCUAUGCUCAAAACAUAUACAGGCAAGCAGCGCAAGUGAUCUUCUUCAUCAGCUCAAGUAAUUGGCCUGUGGUCUUUGCUAGGAUACGGAAUCGAUUGACGUACCUAAGCACGACCUCCGAAGAAGCUCCCAAUACAACAGAGUUGAGAUUGAUUGAAUGCUCGAAUUUACAGCGCAGUCGAUUGAAUGCCGUCUUGCAGGAACUUUGCAAUUCAUUCACACAUCUCAAAAAGCCGGCUCAACAAAUGUUAGCUCAAGCUCUGCGAAGAGGCAUCUGGGCCUGGAUUCAAUACAAUCCUUCAGAGUUUGCCUUUAUCCACAGCUCACAAAAACGCUUAGAAGGCGGGGCUGACGUCUUAUUCGAUCACGUAUAUCCACUGGCCGAAUCCACGAAAAAGAAGCAUGCUUUUUGGCCUAUGUUGACGUCGCUUUUGCUCUUGUGCCCAGACGCAAUCAACAAAAUUGCACAUGGCGAUGUACGCAAGAGCAGCAAUAUUGGAAAAAAGGGCGCUUUCCUCGAUGCUAUUCGCAAAGGUCUGCGUAAUAGCAAAUUGAACGACAUUUCGGCUGUUUGUUGCAUCGAUAUCUGCAAAGCAGCCUCUUGUACCACACUUGCCGACGCUGGACUUCGAAUUAUCGCAAAUGACAUCGAAGCAGAUUUACAAGAGCGCAUCUUUGACAACAGAAAAUUUGCCAGUAUCUCAUCUCAAUCAAUCGAUACUGCUCUGAUGAUUGAUGCAUUCGUUGCUUUCUUCCGUCUGGAUCCUCAAAGAAUUGUGCGAGAUUUGGCGCAUCAAUUGAUGAAUGACGGUCAGCCCAUCGCAUGCAAAAUCGUUUUGGUAAAAUCCAUGGUACAACUUGCCAGUGAACAAAGACAUCUUCCUUGGCAUCCGGAGAUCACGCUCUUGUAUCCUCACAUCAGCGUCUCUUUGCGUGCCACAUUCAAAGAUUUGGUUUAUAAGUUGCGCAAAGGGGAACCUGAUACCAUCGCAAGAAGGGGCAAGCAAAAGUUUUCGAUGCAAGAUGAAAGUGCGGCCAGACUGGAGCUGUUGUCGUCCAUCUUACAACUUUGGGGUAUCGAUCUGAAUGCAUCUAUGUACGGAUUGAGAGAAGAUGGAGCGACGCAUUUCUCUUCAUUGGCCAAAGGAGGAAGCGUCUUUGACGAUGAAACCAUUUUCCGCAAUGCAGUUCAAAUCGAUAAUAUGCUUUCGCUUUUGUACGCAAUCACCCGUUCAACGCUUUCGAAUGACUUGUGGUUUAUGCACGCUCGUUCAAGCGAUGUUAUUGAUCAAGGGCUCAACUCGCUCAUCACCAACAGGACAGGAAAGAGUAUUGAGGCUUCGUUGGCGAUCACUACCGACUUCAGCAGACACUUGGCCGAGAACUUAGCUUCUUCCAGCUCGCCUGUCGCACAACGGCAUUGGCUACCUCUCCUUCAAGCUGCUCUAGCCAGAAAGAUUAUUCUUUAUAGCAGAGCGGAAGCGAGAAGCUUCAAUGACGAUCCUGCAACACGACCUUACCUACCCAGCGUUCGAGAGAUUGAGAUGGAACAAGAAACGCUAGAAAGAGCACUUUUGCUUACGAUCUGUUCUGUUGAGACAAGUAUUUGCUCUGCUGGUUUACGUUCUUGUGCUCUUUUGGCAAAGUAUAGAAGAACGGCAACACCUUUGUAUACGUUUAGCGAAGAUUGGACGAAGUUGUACGAGGAACUUGGAAGUCUCAAUACGGGUCAGCCUGGGAGAAUUGCACAGCAGAAGCGCAUCGGUGCUUGUUUGAGAGAUGCACCUUUCUGUUCCCAUGCGAUCGUUCAAGCUUGGCGAGAGGCUUAUGAAAGAUGGGGUGCGUUGACAUUGGUCGUUGCUCGGCCUUUGGUUGCUGAUGCAACGAAUGAUAGUGCGCAAGACAAGGCAGCUCAAUGGCAUAACUUUGCCGGCUUCUUGGCAUCGCUUGGAGGCGCAUGUGCUCUUGAAAGUUGGCCAUCAGUAGAACACGGCUCGGCAGGUGGCAAUGGAAAAGAUUCACCUCUCCAAUUGAUCGAAACCUUUGUGCAAGAAAUGGUGGAUCUGCUCGUCUCUGAUUCGAUCUGGGUACGCGAAAAGGUGAAAGAGACAUUGGGUUCAGAUACCUCGCCCAGACUGAACGGUGUUCUAUUGCGAAUGAUUCAUUCAGUUUUAAGCGACUUCUUCGAUAAAGCAACCGGCCAGCCUCGCCCAAGUGACGUUUACACAGUCUUUGUCGAGCACUCCAUCACUGUUAUUCAAAUGGUCUUGGGCAGAAUGACGGAGCCGAAUGAAUCAACAAUCAAUGUAGAUGUCGGUGCCUUGAUGGUACUAUAUGUCGAAUAUCUGAACGCAAUUACUAAGCGCGAACAAGCCGCACGCAUUCGCACAUCCAUGUGCUUGCUAUGCGAAAGCUUUAUGGAGAAGAAAGCAUUCUUUACUUUUGCCAACGAAGUUCGGGUCAGAAACCGACUUUUCCAAGUGCUGUCCGGAUGGACAACUGAAUCAAUCGACGAAUCACAGCCAUCUGAAAAAAUUGAGCGCUUGCAACGAGAAUUGGACAUUGUCUGUUUACGAACUAUGUCGAUCCUCUUGGACAAGUUACCACUGCUCUUGCCUGAAGAUACCCCACUUUUGGAUGAAACAGUAGAAUGGGCAAAAUCCCGUCAAUUUUCAACGUACUUUUCCUACUUUAUCAAAGUGCUCAAUCGAGCUAAAGCAGUUGAAGAUGUCUCUCCAGAUGAAUACGGAACUGCUUCCUCUUUACGCAGCCGAGAUGGAGGGUUACGUGAUGUUGUCAGACUCAAGAGGUCUGCUAUUCUGGCCUUGUCGAAUUUGCUAGCAUCCAAUAUUGAGAUGGGUCUACAUCAAUCGCUGCCUUUGGCUUAUCAAGAAGACGUUCAAUUGCGCUCGGCGUUCAUGCAGAUCAUGACAAACGUUCUCAAUCAGGGAACAGCAUUCGAUCAAUUGGAACGAUUGACAGCUACUCAAAAGCCGAAUAAAUUGGUGGACUUGAUUUGUGAGCCGGACUUGCAACUUGCGCUAUCGAUCUGUAAUGUUUGCAAAGGCUACGACGAUGGCGGGAUGGACUGCAUCUUACUCAACAUCUUUGAUAGUCGCGGUGGAAUCAUUCGAUUCUUGAAAUCGGCUAUGCGCGAAGAAAUUGAUCGAACACAAUCCGAAGAGAUGGUCUUCCGGUCCAACACAUUCCGAACGCAUCUUUUGUCCACCUUUGGACGUACUCAUGGGUAUGAGUAUUUGCGCACAAUCAUCGCCCCUUUGAUCAAUGAAAUGGCAAACAAACCUCGUGGAUACUCUUUUGAGAUUGAUUCACAAAAGCUUGAUCAAGGUGAAAAUGUGGUGGUGAAUCAGCAUAGAUUGGAAGAAAUGGCACAAGCUUUCAUCGAUCAGAUCUGUUCAAGUGCACAUCGUGUCCCAGCGGUAUUGCGAGAAUUGUGCCGGCAUAUUCGACAAUUGAUGGAUCGAAGAUUCCCUGCUUCACGAUAUCAGGGUGUUGGCGGUUUUAUCUUCUUGCGAUUUAUCAAUCCGGCAGUGGUGGCACCUCAAAUCAUUGAUGUGAAUGUGACCAAUGCAAGCAAAGAGUUGCGUCGUGGUCUACUCCUGAUCAGCAAAAUCUUACAAACAUUAGCCAGCAAUACCCUCUUCCCGCAACAUAAGGAACCGUUUAUGACCAGUCUCAACGACUUUUUGAAGCGAAACGUAUGGAAGAUUACCACAUUCUUGGACCAAGUAUCUGAUUCACGCACAGAUCCCGAACGAUUGUCAGCAGCAGAUCAACCUUUGGGCUUUGGUAUUCAUCCGUUCGGCUAUGGUAUCGACAAUGAAGAUCAAACGACAUUGCAUCGCUUUAUUUACGAGAGUAUGGAUAAGAUUGGCAAGGAACUCUUAACCAGAACGCCAACAAACCCACAAAAUGGCGAAUCUGUUUCAGCUGGAACAGCAUCAACAAGUCCCGCACCUUCGGUCAACGGAAAGCGGUCGACUGAUGGAUCUGACUCGCCCUCUCUGCCUUCAGGUGAUGGCAAGAAGAUCUACGAGCAACUUUGCAUGGUGCUGGCCGAACUUGGUGAUUGCAAAUCCGUUGAGGAAAAUAUGACGGGGAUGGGAACAGAAGCAAACAAUCGACAGACUUUGCAAGAUUUCAUGCGCAAAUUCCAAGGAAAGAAUGUUGACAAUGAGGUCUAUCGACAAUUGUUCCGCGAAGGCCCACCGAGCAAAGCUGGAAGACCAGUUUUCUACUUCACCAUCAGCCACCUUGCUUCACAAACAUUCGAUUUUGAGUCAUUCAUUUGUUAUUUGAUGACAACCUUGCAAAGCGUUUUGAAUCAGCCGUACGACUUGGUGAUCGAUCACACAUCAGCUACGCCUGCCAACAUGAUCCCGCUUCAAUGGAUGAAUUAUUUCGCCACAAUGGUACCGCCUGAAUUGGCGUCAAAUCUUCGUACUUGCAUCAGCUUCAACGUCAAUACCGCUUGUCAGCUCUGGUGCCGACCAUGGAGAGCGCAAAAGGAACGAGUUGCCAGCGCACCUCGCAACACGAUUGUUCACAAUGUGCAGUCUAAUCUAGCCAUAUACAUUUGCCGGUCUUUGUCCGAUUUGGAGGUACAUAUCGACAGACGCAAUAUCGCCUUGGACGCUAGUACGGUCGCAAUCAGUACUGCCAAGGAAGAAGCAAGCUUUGACCAAAUUACCAUGGUAUGGUAUUACCGAUCUCUAAUUCCAGUGACGUUCAAACUGAGUGAGAGUCAUUUGCAAAUACAAAGCUUGAAGAACCAAACUCUUCUGCAAGGAGUUACAGGCUUGAUGAAUGAAGUAUUCCAUUUAGCGGAUAUUGAUGACGUUCGAGCAAUCGCAAUCCGGGGAGAUGAUAAUACCUUCUUUGUGACAUGUCGUGGUGGAUCAGCAUCGUUCUUAUUCAAUUCUCCGAACAGAGGUGAAAUUGUACAAGCUUUGCGACAAGCAAGGGCAAGAGUUUCCCGAUACGAUAGCCCAGCAAGCCGAACAGAGAUCAAUCGAACACUCUUGCCAAGCGAUGUGCCAGGAACGUUGCUAAAUAUGGCCAUGUUGAACAUCAUGUCGCGAGAUAUGCAACUGCGAACAAGUGCGUACGAUCUAUUGUGUGCUUUAUCGUCGAGCUUCAAUUUUGGCGAGAGCAAAGCAAGAAAACGUUUGUUGAGCGCCAAAGGCAUUGCAUUAUCUGCAAACACGAUGACAUUUGUUGCAGAAUUGAGCAAAGACUUCUCUGUUGCAGCGCCUGGGGUUACUUUGGAAUUCCUACUGUCCUUCUUUGAGGGCUUUGAGCGUUCUCCUACAUCACAAAAGAUCAUGUGUUUGCAAUAUAUGGCGCCGUGGCUAUCGAAUUUGGUUAUGUUUGUGCAUACUGGACGGGAACAGCAACGUGAAUAUCAGAAACGCAUCAAAGAGAUCUUUGCCCAACUGAUCGCAAUCACAGUGAAGGAAAGCGAUAUGUAUGCGGUCAUGCAGCGUACAGUCUGGCCUCUAUUCAGCAAGCUUGACGAUUUGGUUCCUAUCAUUUUGGAUGUCUUUUCAGAAGCUGCAAUGGAUUCAGGCUUGCACACAGAACGAUUUGAGGCAGUAUUGGAUACUAUGGUCUCCUUUUCAUCUAUCAACUUGCGCGGUAAGUUGUUGGCAAAACUACGUCGAGCAAUCGCAAAGACGUCUCAAAAUGCCACAGCUGGACAAUUACAUGAGAAUCCGGCCUGGAAGGAAAUCGCCACAUUGAUGCGAAUGAAUAUGGUCCUUUCGUUCAGCGGCAAGCUUGAGACUCAACUUUACUUGCCUGAAUUGCUUCACGUCACUCUGUUGCUAGCUGGUAUAGGAGAAAAUGCGACCAGAUUUGCUGUGCACGGAACAGUGGUCAAUCUUCUUCACUCUUUGUGCACCGAGAAUGCAGUAUUACGUGAUCAGAAGAACAUCGUUGCUGCUUCAACAACACCAGCACGUAAAGGAGAAGAAAGUGAUGUCGAAUCUCCAUUGGUGGGAAAAUCGACCAGUGAGGCAACGACGAAAAUGGAAUCUCUCUUGCAUCAAUUGUCCGACAAUGAUUGCCUAGCGUUGUUUGGUUUGCCUCCUGCCGACGGCGCUUUGCUCGCUGUCACAUCGGAUUCAUCUCCAACAGCCAUCCGAGACAGCCCCAACAAUGACGAGAUCGGUAAAUUGGCCAUGAUGCUAUACGGUAUCACUGAUUUGGCUGCUCCUACCAUCGAUACAGCAAACGCUUGGCGUGCAAGAAUGACGAGCUUGGUGACCAGCAAGGCAUUCCAAUACAAUCCACUCAUUCAAGCACGGGCAUUCAUUUUAUUAGGAUGUUUGGCUGAUUUGACUGGAUCGAUGCUUGAAGCUCAACUAAAGAACGUCUUAUCGCCACAAGAUUCAGCGGCAACCAUUCUAGCAUUCGAGGUGGAUGAUGAUCUACUCUAUCAAAUCUUGGUAUCACUUCGUGGAAGUAUUCUUGAAUGGUCUUCGAUAGGAAAUGAUUCGCCGAUUGUGAGCAUUGUGACAUGUUUGAGCAAGGUGGUUCGCAUUUUACCAGAUCAAUCACGCUAUUUGGCUCAAAUGUUCUGGUUGGGUGUGUCGAUCAUUCAAUAUGGACACAUUCCUCUUUUCAAGUCUGGUGUUGAUUUGAUGAACGCAACGGUGAAGUCAAUCUGUUCGAGAAAAUUACCAGAAAAAUACAAGACAGAUUUGAUCAGCUUUUUGCUCGAUGGGCGAUACGAUUUCCGAGAAUCAGCUUGUCGGUUAGACGAUGAAACGGGUGUUGAUUUUGAGAUCAAUUUCGGAUUCGGUAUUGCAGCUUUGUUGGUCAAGGGUUUGAGACAUCCGUCUACGUGCGAUGCAACGAUUGACCUUUUGCAGACCAUGUUACGCAAUAUGGCUACCGAUGCUGAUGGAAAGCUUUUAUCGUUGAGCGGAAGAAUUUCGAUUGAACAACUUGGAAUCUUCAUCGCACUAUUACCUACUGCUACUAAACCAGAGGAAUUCGGCAAGCUGCUAACAAUGGCAGGUGUUCCUGAGAUCACAGCAACCCAAGCUGUAGAACAACGCAAGAACAGUAACUUCUACCCUAUGCUUUCUUCCAACAAACAAAAGGACGUGGGAAUCACCUCGACGACAUCGCCAAAUUCUUCGCCUGAAGGAGAGAGUAGCAUCGGUCUUUUCAAAUACCUUGCACCGAUGGAGAACAAUAUCGCUUUGUUAGUCGUCACUCUGUUAUCCGCCCUGUUGCAACAAAGCAGUGUAUCCGAUGCAGAGAGACAAUUGCUAUUCAACUUUUUGGCCGAUAGUGCACGUCAAGUUCCGGCAAUAGUUUCAAUCUUGUACGACUUCUUAUUGCCAAGCAUGAGAGAAGUGUAUUUGAACAGUCAAAAUGAAUUGAUCGUUCGAUCGGUUGAUACGAUUGCUCAAAUUGCAACAUCCGAACCAAUCUUCCAAUUACAAGUGCAAGAAACCAAGAGGAGAGGAGGAGCAGAAGCUUACUUGGACGAAAGUGGAUAUGCUUGCCUUUUGGAUUGCGGUAGCUUUAUUCCAUUGAAAGAAGCAAGAAGGGUUGCUUUGGCUAAAUUAUCUGCUGCUUUAUUGAGCGGAUUGAUCGAUGCAGGUACUGCAUAAACACAUGGAUUCCAACACUAGACUUCUUCAAUGCAUUCUCAAUACCCUUUCAUCCAACAUUUUCUCUCUAUUGCUACUCUUUUAUGAAUUGUGUGUACACUAUCAAUUGUCCC
Molecule: messenger RNA, 9130 nt
Organism: Meira miltonrushii
Lineage: Eukaryota; Fungi; Basidiomycota; Exobasidiomycetes; Exobasidiales; Brachybasidiaceae
Exons: 1
Coding region: 255-9017 (2920 amino acids)
Biological process (GO): regulation of GTPase activity
Source: RefSeq, a predicted model, not a curated record